Molecule: messenger RNA, 1638 nt
Organism: Mobula hypostoma (lesser devil ray)
Lineage: Eukaryota; Metazoa; Chordata; Chondrichthyes; Myliobatiformes; Myliobatidae
Gene: adoa
Product: 2-aminoethanethiol (cysteamine) dioxygenase a
Exons: 1
Coding region: 203-967 (254 amino acids)
Cellular component (GO): mitochondrion
Molecular function (GO): oxidoreductase activity, acting on single donors with incorporation of molecular oxygen, incorporation of two atoms of oxygen
Source: RefSeq, a predicted model, not a curated record
CCUACGUGCGUUCGUGCAGUGAGGGGGCACGCGGUGGCCAUCGGCGGGGAGAGCGCGCCCGUCCGAGGCGUCUGGACGCGCGGCGGCGGCGGCCAGAAGGAUCUCGAUUGAGGUGGUCGGGGGAGGCCCUGGCCUCGGCAGCAGCGAGAGGAGGGUCGGUUCGGUCCUUCGGGAGGAGAAGGGGCUGCGAGGGCUCCGGACGAUGCCGCGGGCCGACAUGGCCUCCCUGAUCCAGAAGAUCGCCCGUCAAGCCCGCUCCACCUUCAAGGUGCUGCCGUCGGGCGACGCCACCACCUUCCAGGACAACCUCGCCCAGCUGCGUAAGCUGCUGGAGAAGAUCCGGGCCGAGGACCUCAACCUGGGCGCUCGGAGGAACGGCGGGCAGCCUCACCAGGGACCUCCGGUCACCUACAUGCACAUUUGCGAGACCGACUGCUUCUCCAUGGGGGUGUUCCUGCUGCAGAGCGGCGCCUGCAUCCCGUUGCACGACCACCCGGGUAUGCACGGCUUGCUGAAGGUGCUGUUCGGCCAGGUGACCGUCAAGUGCUUCGAUAAGGAGGAGGAGGAGAGGGAGGCGGCGGGCGCGGACAGCGUGCAGUUCAACCCGCCGCUGUUGCAGUGCCAGCGGGCGGCGCUACGGAGGUCGCUGCGGAGGUCGAGCGCCGUGCUGAGCGAGGCGAGCGACCCGUGCCUGCUCACCCCGCUGCAGGGCAACAUGCACCAGAUCGAGGCGAGGGACGGGCCCGCCGCUUUCCUGGACAUUCUGGCGCCUCCGUACGACCCGGACGAGGGGAGGGACUGUCACUAUUUCGAGGUGUUGCAGGUGUCGGAGAACGCGGGGAAUUCUAGCCCCCCACCGCAGCAGCAGACACCGCCACCGCAGCCGGUGUGGCUCCUGGAGGUGCCGCAACCUGCCGACUUCUGGUGCGGUGGGGAGCCUUACCCUGGUCCCAAGGUCUCUCCAUAAUGGAACACUUGACAGGGAGAGAAUAGUAACGUACUUUCAUGGUGUCUCCAGCUCCUUUCCCUCCUUUGUACAGCGAUGAAUUCUUUAAUGUGCUUUUCGCAGGUCAUUUUAGUAUCUUUAUUAGACAUCCCAAGCUUCCACUGAAGACUAAAGAAACUUUAAAGCCUGGGGUUUCUUGGUAAUGCGGGCAUACGUGUGUAAUAGGUUACACACUUUAUAUUGGCUUAGAUCUAUUUCGGCUCGGUUUUCAGUCUAUUCUAGCACUUGGUGGCAUAUAGCCCAUUCAUUGCAUGUAUUUACUGGAAUUUCGUCGCUAAGUAUUCACUUAAUCAAAUAUUAGUUAACUGAAAUACUAGCUCCAUUGAACUUCCAUUUCCUUUCCUCUAUUCAUUAUUAAUUUAUUCAAAUGUAUGUGAGGUGUUUUUGUUUAUUUUUGCCCUAAGUAUAUAGUUUGAGAACAAACAUUCUUUUCCCAGUAAGAACAAAAACACUACUGGUAGCAUUUACUAAUAACAGUGGGGUAUUUUUCUGUACAUCUAACCAAAUUUUAUUUUCCCAUAGAGAAUCAUUUAGAUGUCUUUUCAAGUAGUCAGCAAUCUGAACAUUUGACAGCCAUCAGAAGAUACACUUGAAGAUUUUUGUCAUUGUUGUUUAAAGGAGUUGCAUCCAAA